Molecule: messenger RNA, 2334 nt
Organism: Neoarthrinium moseri
Lineage: Eukaryota; Fungi; Ascomycota; Sordariomycetes; Amphisphaeriales; Apiosporaceae
Exons: 1
Coding region: 1-2334 (777 amino acids)
Source: RefSeq, a predicted model, not a curated record
AUGGAGGCGGCGGCCAAGUCCAUCAAGAGUCUAGCCAGCAGCUUGCCCGACCGCCCGCACCACCUGUCUGUCUCGCCCGAUUCGCGCUACCACCUGCAUCCCAACGAUACCCGCCUCGAGGAGGAUGUCAUCCGGCCUCUGCAGUACAUGACCUUUCUGUUCGACGCCGAUCGCGGUCUGCUUCUCACCAGAGCCCACUCCGACAUCCGCAAGGAGGAGAGCCAUGCGCCCAAGCCCCCACGGCCCCAGUCGGACCCGAACAAGCCCAAGACCAAGCUGUCGCUGAAGGACUACAAGAGUCGCAAGCAAGAAUCCCUCCCGUCCGAGGGGUCCUCCCCCAAGAAGGCUGCCGCCGUCUCCGUCGCGACCCCGAGCGCGCCCACCGCGCCCAAGCACGCCGCCGUCAAGGACCAGCCACCGGUGCCCACCAUUAAGAAGGAGAACGGCACCUCCGCUGCCGACAGCAUGCUGCGCAAGGCUGCCAUCAACAAGGCGCAUCCCAGCCUGCCCCCCAAGCCCGACGUGCGCCGCCUCACCAGUCCCUCCCCGGAAAGAAAGAAGCGGCCUUCGGAUGUCAACGACGAGAGCAGGUCGGCCAAGCGCACCAAGAUCGAAGGCACAACACCCAAUGCCACGUCGCGUCCACCGCCCAGGCCCGACACUCCCAACAAACCGGCCGAUAAGCUGGUCGCUCAUGACAAGAAGUCGGCAAAGGAGCUCAAGCCGUCGCCUUUGCCAAACGGCAUCACGAAAUCAGCAACUAGCAACUCCAGCAGCCGCGGCGUUUCUCCGCGGCCGAAUAGCCAGGUCAACGGGUCUCAGUCCCAGAAGUCCGCCAAUAGCACCCAUGGAACACCCAAGAAGGAGAAGCCGCACAUACCGCCCUUGCUGUCACCACUUGGCGCCUCCGAUUACCCUGACAAGAAAGCAGAGCCCCGGCCGAGCCCGCUGAAGAAACAGGUGGACAAGGAUGCAAAGCUGCAAUUGAAGAAGCCACGCGACGAACACGAGCCCUCGUCAACGGCCAAGAAGUCAAGAUUGGAGAUCCCGCCUCUCCUGUCUCCCACAUUGCCACCUAUAGUCAGAGAAGCGCUGGCUGAGCAGGUUUUAAAAGAGAAGAAGCCAGGCUCGGGCAAGGAGCCGAGCCAAAAGAGCAGCUCCGCGGUGGAUUCCCCCGGCAGCAGUGCAAAGAAGUCUGUCGCAAAGCCAGCAAAGGAGGAGACGAUUCACGUUGACAGCAGCAACACCAAGAAGGAAAAGAGAGAAGAAGAGACCCCGAUGAUUGUGAGGUUAAAAUACCCGAAAAAGCUGAGCAAGACGGUGUCGAGACUUCUGGCAUUGGCUCCGAAGAAGAAGCAAGAGACUGCCAGGAGGGAUGUACCAGAGUCGACGAGGAAGGACGAACAUGCUACCAGGGAACGGUCCGACAGCCUGGAACCGCCGUCUGCGACUGCCGCCCGCAAACGCCCCCGUGCCUCAACAGAUGUCAGCGAGCAGCCGUCCGCGAUUAAGCGCCCGAGAACGGCGGAGCCGCCUCAACCUUCAACGCCGUCCAAGCACAGUUCCGCCAUGCAGCGGGUGGCUUCGAGCAGUUCUCAGGCCGGUACACCGGGUGGCACAAACGUCACCCCGGCAGGCGUCAACACGGAUCGCCGGUCUGCAUCGGUGGACCCGGAAAGAGCGAACAGGCUUAGGAAGCAGCACUCUGACCUGGUGGCCAUUGGCACAAAGCUCAAACACAAGCGAGAUCGCAUCGUGAAACCGAGGGACGGGGCGUCCACGUCCACGAAUCCCACGACGAAAGAGCGCAACGCUGCCAUGGCGGCCGUGAUCCAGUCUACGGUGGCCUACAUGACAGGCUUCAAAGCGCAGGACGAGGCGCGGGAGGCUGAGCGCAAACAGCGCGAUGCUAGUCAGUGGCGCAGUUUGAUGCCGCUGAUGCGCGUGUAUAAAUCCGACUGCAUGCAAUCGAGCCCAGUCUUUGCGCUUUUCAUGAGAUUGCACGCCAUAUCCCUUGUGUGGUAUAGCAAAACGUUGGUGGCUAUGGGUCCCGAAAACGCCAACACGGCACGCGAACUAUUCGGGGUCAUGAGAGAACAGGAGCAAGCGUGGAGAUUAUCAGAAGAGUCCAGGAGGAAAAUCGACGGCGGUCAAGCCGGAGACGACCCUGGCCCUGUUGCCAGGAUAAUUGAUCGACUUGGGCCAUGGUCACAGUCUGAGGACGUGGUGAUGGCGACCGUCAAGAUACUUAAGAAGGCCAUCCGUCUCGAUGACGAGAAAUUCAUGCCUGAGCCGGACCUUUUGUCAGUAUUCGACACGGCGAACGGCUCGUAG